CGCUUGCGCACUGGCUCGGCGGAGCUGCCUUCCUCACUCAGCCGUCGGCCAGAGGAGCGGAGGGGUUCAGUGGGUCCGUCGCCAUCCUGCGUGGGCGGGAGAGGACCUCGACUCCCCUUGGGGUCUGAGCCUGGAAAGCCCCGCGUUUCUCCCCCACCCUCCUUGCUCUGGCUGGAGAGGAAAGUAUGUGCGGCAGAGAGUGAGGAAGGGCAGCCGCAGCAGCAGCGCGGAACCCCUUUCGCCCAAGGAGGCGCCCAUGGAAGCGGUGAGUACGUCGAGGGGCGCAGGGCGAGAAAGGAGCCCUCUUUUCCUCCUACCCCGGGGCGCUGCGGGGUGAAUGGCGUCCGUCCCCCCCCCCGGGGGUGACUCUUCUUUUGCCAUCUUAGAAGCCUGGCCCGCCCAGCUUGGGGGUCGCGCUUGCCCGUUUUGCGGGACAGGGCUCGGGGUCUCCUGCCCACAAAGCUCCCCCCCCCGCCCCCGCGGUGCUUUUCCAAGGGUGGGGACUCAGUGCAAGAGGCGGGACCGCCUUGGGAAGGGGAAACCCGCCAGCCAGCCUCCCUCCCUCCGGGGAGUGGGGCAAUGGCCGGAGCUCCCGGGAAGGGCUGCUGCUUUGGACGGUGCUUUCGAUCCCCGGCGCCCUACAGGCAGGACUGGGGAAAUUGAAACCCUCGAGAACUGCUGCUGCUGCUGCUGCCGGCCAGAGUAGGCGGCACCAGGCUCGGUGGGGGUUGGUGGUGGCCCGACUAAGUGGUAGGCGGCUUCGUGGGGGGGGGGUCACGCAGAAGCCAAGAAAUUCGGCUGUUGCUCACCCCCAAAUAAAAGAGAUGGGGGGGGUGACGGGUGGACUUGUUGCUGGGGAUGUGUACGAGACCAGAGGUUUGCAGAAAAAAGAGAAGAGCGAGAGGAGAAGCAAACCCGCUUCCUUCCCUUCUGCAUACAUAGCCAGCUCGCGUGUACAAGUCGUCGUUGCGCUUUGGUAACAAACAUCCAGAAGUGGAGAUGGCUGACAUCCUGUUUAUAAUCGCACCAGAGGUGGUCUGUGUUCUUGAGACAGCUUGGUGUUAAUAGUGAGGGGGGGGUGUGUUUGCUCAGUUCUCGAUAACCAGAUGACCCCGUCCACACACAGUCUACCAUAUGGUUUCUUUAAAACCAGAAAAGAACUUGCAGCUGUUGCCGAUCGCUGGGUUUUGUAUGUUGAACUACAGAAUUCGAAAAAGGGCACUAAUAGUCCUAAUCUUGAAUCAUGGCACGGCUUCUGAAGAAAGCUGUAGCAUCAGGAAGUUCCCUGUUUACUGUUUUGAGUUUUGCUUGGGGGAGGGCCAGAGAAAUGAAGCUGUCCUUCUAGGACAAAUGGUGUGGGAAGGGGAGGAAAGAGGAACUGACACGGGCACAAUUAGCAAUGUUGCAUAAGGACAUUGACUUCGUGUGAAAGAACAGUUCUGUGUCAUAGAGAAAAAUAGUAGCAGUUGUUUUGCUAAAUGUACUUUUAAGAAGCCUAUUUUGAACUGCUCAAUCUACUGUGCUUUAGGGUAUACAUCUUAGUCUUCAGAUUUUAGGAGUGGUAAAGUAGCAAUAUGAGUAAAGAAUGAGCUUGAUGAACUUGCACCAGGUGAAACUUACUUUCACCAGGUGAAAAAUGUGUUGCUGUUAAUCAGCACUGAUACUGGCUAAAAUGUGACCAAAGCACAAACUGUUAGGCUCUUUAGAGUGGUAGAGCCAGUUGUUACAAUGUUACAGUUUAUAGUUUUGACAAAGUGAAGAAAUAUGGAUGUGGAUGAAAUUACCAUAAUAAAGUUAGGUAGUACCACUUUGUGCAAUGGAAAACAGAAUUUGAAAUCAUCUCUCCCCCUUCCCCAUACUAAUGAGCUCAGUAUUUGGUCAUCUUAGAAAUACCUGAAAUGGACUGUGCAUUUCCACCUAUUUUAUAUUCAUGCAUGUCACUGGGCAUUUAGGAUACUACGGAGCAAGCAUUCAUGCAAUUGUGUUUGUAAGUCCCACUGGGUAGUGGUAUUUCUUCCUGAUGAGAGAGACAGACACAUAUUAUGGGACUGCAGUCUUUUAAGCAGGCUGCUUGGCUUGUCAGGUGCAGAGAUCAGGGGUUUAAAAGGAACUGUAUUAUGCUUUGGGUUUAUUAUUAUUAUAUUUAAAAUAUUAUUAUGUACCUAUAAGUCUUCAAGGUGGGAUGAAUGAAGAAUCUAAAUGUAACUUGCCUGAAGCCCUUCUCUUCAUAGGCAAUAAGAUUUAUGGGGUAAGAGCAUCAGUCUAUUUCCCUUUAAAAUUAAACAGUUGCAUGUUAGCUACAAGAGUUGUUGGUAACUAUGACUGCAGACAGUCCUAAACAUGCUUACCUGUAAGUCCCAUUAAGCUCCAUUCAUUCCUAUGCUUGUUUACUUGGAAUUUGAUGUCAAAAUACUUUUUUGUUUUUUGUGUUGUAGAUUGCUGCCAAAAACACAUUUCUUGUGAAUUACCUAAUUGUUGAAGCAUGUGUAAGCAGUUUUUAAAAAACGACUCUUGAUUUUAAAAUAUAUGAAUUGCAGUGUGGGCAUCAGCGUAUACACUUUGCCCACACAUGGAGAAAAGUAAUGCAUUUCUUUCUUUUCUUUUUUUAAAGUGUACAGGAAACCACACCUUUUUAGCUGAAGCUGUUGCAGGUGUUAUAGCAAUGCAGGAGCCAUGGUAGAUCUCUGAUGCUAAGUGGAUUUGCGUGUGUGAAAGACUGCGUGUGAAAGUGUCCUAUCUUGAAUACUUGAAGGGACCAGAGGAGCCUAUUAUAAUGAGUACUUGUGCAGUGAUAGACUAGAAUAGGGUCUCAUGAAAAAGAUGAAACUGCUUAGGAAUUUUCUUUGAAUGUUUAUGUUACAUAAAUUGCCCAGAUAAAUAAUUCUACAUUAGCUUAUCUUCUAUGUAUUUUUAUACAGCAGUUCAGCCUUCUCAGGACUGUGCAUGUCUUCUUCUUUUGCUUCAUACACUGAUUUGUGUUGGGGGUUCUGAUAUAAAAACCCCCAUUAGUAAGCAAGUACCUUAUACCAUGGGACGCGGGUGGCACUGUGGGUUAAACCACAGAGCCUAGGGCUUGCUGAUCAGAAGGUCAGCAGUUCGAAUCCCCAUGACGGGGUGAGCUCCCACUGCUCAGUCCCCACUCCUGCCAACCUGGCAGUUCGAAAGCACAUCAAAGUCCAAGUAGAUAAAUAGGUACUGCUCCGGCGGGAAGGUAAUCGGCAUUUCCGUGCGCAGCUCUGGUUCGCCAGAAGCAGCUUAGUCCUGCUGGCCACAUGACCCAGAAGCUGUAUGCUGGCUCCCUCGGCCAGUAAAGCAAGAUGAGCGCCGCAAUCCCAGAGUCGGCCACGACUGGCCGUAAUGGUCAGGGGUCCCUUUAUCUUUACCUUAUACCAUGGAUAUAUUUCUACAUGGAUAUAUUUCUAUCAGCAAAAAAUAAGGUGCUUCACGGGUACUUUAAGUAACUUUUUUUAGUGGUGAGACAAAUUCAGGAAUGCAGGGCAUACAUGUACCCCAAAUGCUUCUGCCAGUAGGUCUUUCUCUAGAUCUCAUCAUGUUAUAGGGCGGGGGGGGGUGAGAAGGGAAGGGAAGACUGUACAGUGGUACCUCGGGUUACAUACGCUUCAGGUUACAGACUCCGCUAACCCAGAAAUAGUACCUUGGGUUAAGAACUUUGCUUCAAGAUGAGAACAGAGAUCGUGCUCUGGCAGCAUGGCGGCAGCAGGAGGCCCCAUUAGCUAAAGUGGUGCUUCAGGUUAAGAACAGACCUCCGAUAGGAAUUAAGUACUUAACCCGAGGUACCACUGUACUUGUACCCAGAGCUGCACCAGCUGAAUUGGAAUUACGUAGAGUGCAUCAGUGUGUGGCUAAACAAGACCUUUUGAGCAAAUAUGAUUAUGAUUUUCUGUAAAAUACUGUUUUAAAAUAGGCACCUGUAUUAAGGCAGACUUUACGCUUGUUCUUCAUUAUUGCACAUGUGUGUGUGACUGUGUGUGUAUGUGUGCAUGCCAUUGCAUCUCUUCACCUAAACAUUUUGCUAAUAUUUAUGUGUGGAGAGGGGGAUGCAAUUUCCUUUAGAAAUGAUGAACUCCUUCAUGAUCUUGGACCAUAUCUAUAUAUAAUUCUUUCUCAAAGGCCUCAUACAUGCACCCUUUGGGGGGGGAGUGGGUCAUGUUACAUUAAAUAUAAUCAGCUUUUCUCCCUACAUGUAUUUUAGCAAAUUCAGCAUUUCUUCAGAGAAAUAAAAUCAAACCCCAUCAUUCAAAGGGGAAGUAGAAGCCAACUGGUGAAAAGUAGUGGUUAGGAUGAGGAGAAACAAAACUAAACAAAAUAAACAGUUCUCUAACAUCUGCAUGUGGGUGAGGGAACAGGGUUAGCUACAUCCCUAAAAUAUAUCUGAUGAGAGAGAGAGAAUGAAUUUUUCACUUGAUGCCCUGAGAAGGUCUUCUUUUCCUUCUUAGGCAGUACAGAACUAGUUGGCUGUUGCAUUUUGACACCUUUCAGGCCCCCAUUUUCUUGAUUUGCCCCAUACCUUGCUAUAAAUUAUGUGUGUGGGGCAGAGGAAGGAUUCUCCUCCCUAGUCAGAAGAAAUGCCUGGCCAAUAGAAUGUGGCUACCUUAGAUAAGGAUCCUAGAGGUACAGAUAUUUGAAUAGACUGAUCUUAAGGUUAGAACAGAUCUGCUGAAUUCUAGAGUAGCUCUGACUCAUGUGUCUCCUUAUGUGUCACUCCAAAAAGACUCCAUGUACUAUGAAGGGCUGCUUUCCUUUUCCCACACUUCCUGGAAACAGGAAAUCAGGGGUAGGAAACCUGUGGCUCUCUGGAAGUGGUUGGACUGCAAGUCUCAUAAUUCCUGGCCAUGCUGGCUGGGGCUGACGGGAUCUGGUGUUCAGCAACAUCUGGAAGAUCACAGGUUCUCUGUCACUGAUUUAAAUCAUGGUUACUUUAACAAUAAAACUAUUGUAGUUGUAGUUCUUUGAGGCUUAUGGUCUAUAGUGCAAUCUAAUAUUUCUCCCUCAUAAAGUUGGUCAAAUGCAUAUCUUUGUGUGAAAACUAAACGGUAAAUGUGAUUCUAUAGCAAUAGCUGAUCAGUAAAGUGGUGUUGGUGUUUUUUUUUAAAAUAAGCACAGAACAUUUUUGAACUCUUUUGUACUAUGACUGAAUACCGUAUUUUUCCGUGUAUAAGACUAGGGCUUUUUUCCUUUUAAAAAAAUGUCAAAAAUUUGGGGGCAUCUUCUACACGGAUACAUCUCUCCCCAUUUUCUUAAAUUGGAGUCCCCAAAAAUAGGGGGCGUCUUAUACAUGGGGGCAUCUUAUAGACGGAAAAAUAUGGUAAGUACUGAAAGCAAUCUAGAUAAAGCUGUUAUUCUUUUCAAAUGCUCUGAUUGUAUUUAUAAUUGGUGUAUUUUGUGCUAGGUACCUCAUCUGAUCAUAAAAUGAGCUGCUGAUUGUGCUGUCAGUCUGUGCUGCCAACCAUAGAGCCACUUCAUAUUUCACUUGUUGCUGACCUGUACUACUGUGCUAUGACUAGUGGAAAGGAAGACUAUGAUUGACAAGGGAAAAGCCAGCAUUUGAUCAGAUAGGAUCCUGGGGCUUACCAGACCCAACACUUAGCCAGAUGAUUAGUGCAUUGGAAUAGUUUUCGGAGGUAAUUGAAAAGGAUCCUUGCAUUCCUGAUCGCUGGUCCUGCUAGCUAGGGAUUUUGGGAGUUGUAGUCCAACAACAGAUGGGGACCCAAGUUUGAGAAACCCUGCCCUAGCUGUAUAGCUGGCUCCCUCCUUAUUGAAUUUUAAGUGUGCUGUGUAAAAAAACAACACAACACCUUUUAAAUUAGGCCUCUGUGACAAAGUGAUUCUGUCUGGCCUUCAGUGUUUUUUAUGUUUGUGAGUUUUUUUUUUUUUUAAAAUGUGGUUUUAAUGCUUGUAUUGAUAAUGGGCAGGCUUCUGUUGUUUUAAUUGUGAGCUACUUUGAAAGAACCCCAGUCCUGAAAAGUGGCAUAAAAGUCUUGUAAUAAAAAUUAUCUGCUCUUGGUGCCCUUUGGUUAGAAGAGUAGGGUGCAAAAAAUAAUUUUUUGGUUUAUUUAUGUGCUGCCUUCCCCAAAUCUGAAACACUUCUUAAAAAUUGGUUGGGAAGAUGAGUUGCAGCUAUUCAGAUUUACUAAGAAGUAUUUGGGUAACAAGAUAAAGAUUCAGUUGUGAAGGAACUGGUUUCCCUUCCUGUCCACGGAAGUUAACAGUGGAAUCCUUUAAUGUUUUCCUCCAUUAAUAUCCUUAAAAGAACUGUGAUUUUAGUGGCUGUCCUUGCAAUCUUCUUCCAAUAGUGAAAUAGCUCCAUUAGCAGUACAUAGAUAUUAUAAUGCUGUAAAUUUUUCAUGUUGGCCAUAGAUUUCUGUAAACACUACCUAAUGCCCUAAAGCUGCCUUCCAACAUUAAUAUUUUAAGAGUAAUUUUAAAUUCUGGAUUACAUGUCAUACUAUUUUCAGUAGCUAAAUUAAGCUACUGCUUACGGGCAAACAAUUGCCAUUAUAAUAUUAAGUUCUUAAUGUCUAACACAUCUACUGCUUCAAGUAGAGGAAUAAUUAUUCAUCAGUAUAUCCAGUAUAUUACGUGCUUUUUCACACCAUCCAAGGUUAUUGGUCUUGCUUUAAGACAGCCUGUCUCAACCUGUGGGUCCCCAGAUGUUGUUCAACUACAAUUCCCAUCACCCCUAGCUAGCAAGGCCAGAGCUCAGGGAUGAUGGGAGUUGUAGUCCAACAACAUCUGGGGACCCACAGGUUGAGAACCGCUUGGAAGUCGAACGGAAUCCAUUCCGGAAGUCCGUUUGACUUCCAAAACAUUUGGAAACCAAAGCGCAGCUUCCGAUUGGCUGCAGGAAACUCCUGCAGCCAAUCGGAACCCCCGGAACCCGAUCAGACAUUCACAAACCAGAACACUCACUUCUGGGUUUGCAGCGUUCGGGAGCCAAGACUCGCAAGGCGUUCGACUUCCGAGGUAUAUGGAGCCAGGCCCAAAAUACUUUACAGUUGUCACUUGCUUUUAAAUAUACUUAGCCAACGAAUAUAUAUUAAUAGAACACCAUAGAGCAGGGGUUCCCAAAGUGCAGUCAGCUUUGUCCCUGUGGUCUACAGCAUGGACCACAGAAUUAAAAAUUGUAAAGCACCUAACACAGUGCAUUACAAUUGCUACAACAGCAGGAAAAUCAUUACGCAGCCCAUCAAAACCCUCAGUAAUAUUCAAGCGGUCUGUGGCCAGUCUGGAGUACGGGGUGGGCAGUUUGGGGACCAUUGCCAUAGAGAGCAGACAACAACAAGCCAAAGAUGCAGUGAGGUUCCACCUCCACCUUACACAAAUCCCUGCAGCAGGUGGUGGAAGAAACUGCUCUUUGCACCCUGGCAUGAUUCUCCCAAAGCAGUAGAAAUGCUCGUGAGCAUACAAGGUAUUGUUUGUGUGGAUCGUAAGUGUGGAUUUCUGUUCUUUUCUUCUCCCAUGAUACAACUGUAUUAAGUGUCUAGCUAAAUGGUGUCAUUUGUUGGAUACGGAGUACUCAGCAACCAAGGUGAAUAUUGUGGAUGACUAUGUCCCACUGACUAGAUUGUUGCUGAAGAGCUGCUUUUUAAAAAUAAAAAAUUAAAAAAUCCUACUGAAUACAAGAAUAUGAGGACAGCUUUGCAGUAAGUACUUAUUGACUGGGCAUUGAUUGUUUUGGCCCCUAGAAGAUUAUUGCAAAAGAAUUGCACUCACUACUUUCUGUAUUCCUGGAAUAGUUGCUAUAAUUGGAGACCAGAGUUAAGGGUUAAGUGUAGCAUGAAAGCAGUUCUCAAAAGCAAUAGUUUUGACUUGAGUUGAGGUUUUCGGGAAAGCUGUAGCUUUUAUUUUUCAUCUUUAAAUCUGUAUUCUUCCUUGAUAGUAGUUCUCACAAAUGUUUCCGUGGUUGUGGUAUAAUCAAUUUUCAAAUGUAUUGUUCCUCUAUUAAGUUAUUAUUAAAAAACAAGGCAUUUCCAAUGAGUGUCUAGAUUCUGUAGUCUUCAGGAGAAAUUAAUUUUGCUGUGAGACCCUAUGGAGUGGAAUACUAGGAUGUUCUAAAGGGGGUGUGGACUCAAAAUGGUCCUACAGAGCUGGCAGCCUUUCACACUUUUAUAGCACCUUCCAUUGUGGAGUGUUCCCUCAGCCUCCUCUCCUCCCUGGAGGCCUACAGACAGCCACAGCUGCUGCCCUGGUCUCUGAGCUCCCUCCUCUGCCCCAAAGAGAGGUGCCUCUUUACACUGCCCCACAGCGGCCUAGGAAGCAUCCCUGGUCAGCCCCAGAGGCACCAUUUGCCUGGGAAGCUUGUAGCCAGAGCUGCUGCAUCAAACAGCUGUGCAAUCCUUUGGGAGGCAGAGACGUGAGGAGGAAGGAAAGAGGGACAGAGGCCAGUGUUGCCCAUGUCACCCCUGACCAUCAUUGAAGGCACCCCAGGGUGCCACGGCACAUUGGUUGAAAACCACUGGGCUACACCAUUUGUCCCAGGCCACACCCUUGCCAAUCCUUCUUUACAUUCUCAACUACUUUUGCCUAUGAUUGAAAUGUAGCCAUUGCUCCACCUACUGAUCCCACCACUUCUUAAAUGUUGUUGUCCAUGAGGACAUGUGGCUCUCCAAUGGAAAAAAGAUUCCUUGCUGUUGUAAAAUGAUAACAUGGGAUGUUUGGAACAUCAGUAGACAUGGAUGAGAGUUUUUAAAAAGUUGGCUUUGCCUCUGUAUUUUAGCUAUAUUAUAGACAGAAUGGAAAUCUCUCUCUCCCCACCUCAAAUAUAUAGCCACUCUAGUUUAGAACAUUUAGAUGAUUAAAGUAUCGUAUUUUUAGAGCAUUCCUAAAACCCUGUUCUGGUAAACUGAAAAUUAUCUUUGGCAUUAUUUUCCUGUAGCCUAAAAUUUCAGGAUUUGAUACUAUUUUCUGUUCUCUUGUUCAGGGUUGAAUAAAUUCUGGAUUAUCUUGAAGUCACAUCUAUUUAGCUGGCUUGGAAGUUCAAACAGCCAUAUAAAUGCCGGUAUGUAUUUUAAUGUAAUUACAGUGUUAGCAAAUUUAAGACCAAACCACACACCAUUUCCUAAAAAAUCAGUUUAGUCCUUGUUUCCUGCCAGUCAAUAGUAUAUGUGGUAUUGUGGCAACUUAAAGAUUCAAUUUGUUAUAGUAUAAGAAUUGGUUAGCCCACUUUGUCAGUUGCUCAAAGUGGUACUUAGGUGGAUAGGCAUGUAUGUCCUGAGUACAGAGAGAAAGGAUUUUUUUCUUCUUCAACAAAGUGAGAUCACAAAGUCAAGCAGGAAACAAUAGUGUGUGUCUCAAUGCUAUGCAGAGCACAAAUGAAUCCAGAAUCCAGUUAGAUUGAUGCAACAACUCGUCCGCAUGGGUGACCCCUUCUGAAUUAGGAAGCCACUGGUGAUACAGAGGUGGAUCUGUUAAUUUCUGUGGCGACUGACAGUCCCAGAACUUGCUGAGUCCAAAUUCAGCAGUAUCAAAUUUGUGGUGGUGUACUCCUUUUACUGUUGAAAUACUAUCUUGGUAUUUAUAUCAUUAGGAGUGUGUGUGCUGUUAGUAGUGGCUUGCGCCAUGUGAGAGGGCAUCUAAGUGGAUGGUCCUGCAAACAUAGAACCAGAAUCAGAGCUUGAGAGGGUGUAGAGCAGAGGAGAAGCUACCAUUUGACUUGCUCACUAGCAGCAUUCUAAAAUUGGCCCCUCUCCAUUGAUCAAGACCUGUACAUUGGUCUUGGAUCUAUCAAUAGCUGGAGCCACCUGUACAGCAUUCAGCCCACUCGCUACCCUGCACCCCUGAAUUGCCCAUAGCUGGCUGCUGCAGUGAGAUAUCUGGUAUGUGCCACCCACCUUUGGAGGAAAGCACUAUUUAAGUUUUAAAAACACUUUAUAGAAAUAUGUACAGUGUCUACACACAGGAAACGGCAUUAAGCCAUCCAUUUCACUAAGCAGGUGAAAGAGCAAAAGCAGUUCCAGAUAAGAUGACUUGCUGUGACAGUGCACUGAAACUUUUUUUAUCCCAGGCCCCAAACAGAAUAGCUGAUGUUAAUUGCAAUUACAGUGGUACCUCGGGUUACAUACGCUUCAGGUUACAUACGCUUCAGGUUACAGACUCCGCUAACCCAGAAAUGGUGCUUCAGGUUAAGAACUUUGCUGCAGGACAAGAACAGAAAUCGUGCUCUGGCAGCACGGCAGCAGCAGGAGGCCCCAUUAGCUAAAGUGGUGCUUCAGGUUAAGAACAGUUUCAGGUUAAGAAUGGACCUCCGGAAUGAAUUAAAUACUUAACCCAAGGUACCCCUGUAAAAUCAAGAAACUAAUAUUGACUGUCAGUCCCAGCCAAAAUUGUUUGUGCCUUAAAAGCUGGAUAGGAUUCUUCAUUAGCACCUCAUUGUUGCAAGAAAACUGUGUAUCCAAAAUUGACCAUAGUUACUAGAGUCUUUAUUUUUAAUAGUAUUUUCUGGAGUUUUUUCUCACAUUGAUGCCUAUCCCCAGAUGCCUACACAACCUUAGCUGCAAGACAAGAAGAAAACGGAAGUACAAUCUAACUCUUCUGUGUACUGUUCUCUGGUUCUUCCCCUUUCAUGUACCUGUAUAUAGUUUUUUAAUGUAAGAGAAGACUGCAAAGCCAUGGCUUUCUGUGCCAAACUGAGAAGUUCCAGGAAAAAUGAAGUGAACACAGAAGCUCAAGAACCAGGCCUGGAAGUAGCAUUCUAUUUGCAAGAGAAGCCUUCUCUUAGGUAUACGUCUGGCAGGUAUACAGCAGAAGACCUCUGCAUUGAAUCUGCCCGGAAAUGCUGUGAGUUUUAGUUGUCUUCUAUACUACUGUUUAACCUGAAUGCCAAUGCAGUUAGCUUGGUGUGCUGUAGCCUAGUGUCUGCCGAAAUUUCCCAAACACGUUUUUCAGCUCCCACCUUUUUAAACUUGUUUGUGGGCCUUUGGAACACUCUUUCCCUGUAGGUGAUUCUUUUGAGAAAACUAGAGUUUCUUUUCCCUUAAUGGAUUUAGAGUUGGCCAAGAAUUCAUGGCUUCACUGUGUUAUCCAGUGAAAGAUUGGGCCCUCCAGGAUGCUGCCGCAAAAAUAAUCAUAAUAUUUAUGAAGCUUAGUAGCUUUAUAAAAGCUUUUCAGUGUGACUUACAAAUAUACAAUGCAACAUAUAAAAAACAAAAUAAGUAAAUAUGAAGCACAAUAUGAGGCAAUCAAACCAUGAACACAAUCCCUCCAGUCCUUAGCCUUGGUUUAAACUACGACAGACAGUCCCAAAAAGAAGAUACCACCAGUCGCCAACACUCAAACUCAUUCUAUUCCAUUCUCAACUACCUUUUCUGGUUUAAAUAGAAUAAUUUUCUGAUAUUUUUUUUUAAAAAAAUAUUCCUUUAGAUAUUGUAUUAGCUUCCCCGCCCCCCCUUUUCAUUCAUAAUUAUUAGUUUAACAAAUUCUCAGUUUAGCCUCUGCUUAUGUGGACACCAUGUAUAAAUGUGACCCACUAAGUCCUCCUUAAUAUGUCCUGUUCCCUAAUAUGUCCUCUUCCGUCUUAGCAAGGUGUGCACUGGUCACAAUAUUCGGUUUGUACCUUGCUUUGGAAAAGAGCAGCAUUCGAUCUGAAGUGAAUCUGAGGCUGUCAGAUAUGGUUUAGGGUGCAGACCUGUAUCCUGAUACUGAAGAACAAAGCAUCAUCCUCCCACACUCGCUGUUAUGGAUAUAAUUUUUUUAAGUCCCUUUGACAGAAGUACAGUAGAUGGAUUUUUCCCUGUGCAGACCAAUAUCCACCAAAUUAAGGGGUUUUGUCCUAGAUACCCUACUCCCCCCAACAAAAAAAAGGAACAGGCAAUAACUUUGCUAUAUUUUGGUUGAAUUGAGUGAUAUUUGUAGGCAUGGUAGUUCCUUCUGAGGGGAUGCAUCUUGUCAAAUUUAAGAAGGGUAGUUGCAGUGGCAUAAUAAUAAUAAUAAUAAUAAUAAUAAUAAUAAUAAUAAUUUAUUUAUACCCCACCCAUCUGGCUGGGUGGCUUUCAACAGAAUAUUAAAAUACAAUAGUCUAUUAAAAAUUAAGAGCUUCCUUAAACAAGGCUGCCUUCAUAAGGAUGGUUUAAUAUCUUCUCUGUUCUUCUAUUGACAACUUAUGUCAAAACAGUUCCCACUUCUCUCAUGAUUGCUAACAUGCAAACAGGGCUGAAGUUUCUGUAUUUGUUUUAUCCAACUUUGUCCUCACAAGUGUCUAGUACUGUGUAACCCCCCCUCCCCCAGAUUGGCACACAGUGCUGACUGGCUGCUAUUCACAUGCAAUGUGCCCUUUAGUUCUAGGUGUCUUGUGCUUUGCUCAGUUCCCUAUCACCUCUUUCUUUUUAAGUACUUGUGUGAAUACAUAUUUAGUGAGCUUUUCCCCAAGCUGAUGAACUUACAUUGUUUUCUUUUAACAGCAAUAUCUCCAUUGUGCCACAACUUGUUUGCACUCUUUGACGAACACACAAAGCUGUGGUAUGCCCCGAAUCAUGUCUUCCAAAUAGAUGACAAAACUGUACUCCGAGUACAUUAUCGCAUGAGGUACAUGUAACAAGACUUUUAUUCCAUUGUUAAAUCUUUUCAAAUACCUGUGACUUUCUGUAGAAUAUGGUAUUUAAUUCAAUUUGCAACCAGUCCUCAGACUGUAGCCUUGGAUAUCUCUUUCCAAGAGUCUGACUUGAAAGGUUUGAAAAGGUUUUAGUCUUACUGCUUAUGACACAAAAUGAUUUUAUUGUAACUUUUGUUAUUUGAUUGUUGCCUUGAGUUUCCAGGGGUGUUGAGAGAAGAUUAGGUAUAAGUUCAAUGAAUAGCUAAGCCAGGCACAAAGUCAUAAUUAUUUGGUUUGAUGUAGUCUUACAAUUAGGGUUGCCAUAUUUCAAACACUGCCAAUCUGGACAGAGCUCCCCUCCCCCUAGUUGUUCAGCUUUUUUUUUUUCCAAAAUCACUUUUAAAAAUGCUGUUUUUGAACUAUUUUUAUGAAAAAUUGACAAAAAUGGCACUGCUGACAUACACCCGAAUUUUCAUGGACAUUCUGCCAAUUUCCACCCAGACACUGCUGCCAACCUCGGUAUUCCGGAUAGGUCCGGAAAAUUCCGGAUGUAUGUCAACCCUACUUACUACAGGAGGAUCUGAACUUCUUAUAGUCUCUGUGUAUAAGGAUUUAAACUUAUAUGAACUGUGGGUUUCUUGAAACGUGGUCUUUGAGGUGACGUUGAUCUCUGACUGCCAUUGGAACAAUUGUUACAGCAUUUUGUAGCCUGCAAAAGUGUAUUCUUUGAACCCUGGCGGGGUUGUCCUAUUUAGCACAAAGAGAAAUUGGCUACAGUCCAAAAAACAGCAAAGUAAAAACAGAUACAAGAUGCAAGAUUGUGUAUGUGUUAAGGAAGAAAAAAGCAAAUUAAUGGCCACUUUCUCAUAUUCAUUUCCACACACCCUUUUUAGGAUGGUUUGUAUUUCCAGGCUACAUAAAGUAGAGCAGUGAGAUGGAUGAGAAGGUAUAUCUGCUGAUCUGAUGGAGAUGUGGCCAUUCCCAGACUCAUGCAUCAUUUUUUACCUAAAAGGCGCAUAGAUAGAUAGUAUGUACACACACACACACACGGUCUAAUUUUCUAGCUUUUAAUUCCUGAGCAUACAUAUUAUACCACCCACCUCCCAGCUCUAAUUCAGUUGAUCUUUAUCAUCAGAAUCCUCCUAUAUUACUUACAUUUCACAAAACCUAAAGCCACCUAGUAAGUUCAUGGGGAGGAUUUGAACUGUGGACUUUCCAGUAUACAGCUCACUUUUGCCCACUCUGCUCCAGAGACCCAUGUGAACAGGAUAGCACCACCUGCUUAUCAGAAUGCUCUUUUAAAUUUACUCUGUUUUCAUCGCUUCAGUGACAGUAUUGUUAGUGGCACAAUUAAACUAAACAGUACUGUACCAGAUAUUAAAUAUGGUAAAUUGGAUUUCCCCCCCAAGGUCACAAACCUAUUGGGUGGAGUUUAGUGUUCUGUUUUGCCCAACCUUGUGUGGUCAUUACUCUGAGUGAUACUGGUGCCUAGCAGGAAGUAGUUGCUAGGAUUAAGUCACAUUAAGGGGAAUUUCUGUGUUAAGAAGGUUGUACGGCCAUCACUGGCUUGGGCUGCACAAGGAGGUUGGGGGGCUUGAGGGGGAGCAGUAUAAGAGACUAGGUAGUUCAGCUGCAGAUGGCUUUGCUAAGAUGGCUUAAAUUAGCAGCCUCAACUUGAGUGGUUAUGAGCGAAUUGCCAUUCCUAUUAGCUGAAUGUUAUUUUUGUUGACCAGGUUCUAUUUUGGCAUUUGCUGAGUCCUUAUUUUCCAGUCUUAUAUUAAAAAGGUUAAAUUUUGCACAUGACCUCACAUAGUUUCCUGAAGUCCCGUUCUUUACUUCCUCAAGGUUUUACUUUACUAAUUGGCAUGGGACAAACGAAAGCGAACCCCCGGUCUGGCGACAUUCUCCAAAGAAAUCAAAGAGUGCUUAUGAGAAGAAACUAGCACAAGAAGGAACACCUCUACUUGAUGCAAGUUCUCUAGAAUAUAUCUUUGCACAGGUAAGUUAGAGAGUGAUUUUAUGUUUGGUGGUAUAGCAGCAGCAUCCUUUUAAAAAAAAUUAUCAGUACAACUUUGUAUUUGUUUCUUCAGGAGGGGAUGGGUCUCAUGAUCAUGUCCAUGACCUGAUCGAUUAUUUUUAAAAUGAUCCAUAUAAAAUCCAAUUUAAGUUCUCAAUUCGUACACUGUCUAAAUGCAGUAGUGGUUAGUGAAGUGGGGUGGGCCACUGGUGCUUGCCAAGGGUAAGGGCACAUGGAGCUUCGCCCAGUGUUGUGCAUGGCAGUGGAGCCAAUCUGAUGCUUCCCACCUCCACAUGCUGCACAUUGAGCUCCCUGCACCUUGCCUCUCCCUCUCAAUAAGUGCCAGUGACACACUGUAUUGGGAAACAGGGGGAGCCAUGUCGCUCCACCCACACCACUGGCUGCUACUGACUAAAUAUUCAACAAUUUUUUUAAUAGAUUCAUUUUAAUUUUAUAUUUCUUUAGAUGCACAUCUGCAGAAAAGUUACCUAUAGAUAAUGUGAUAUAAGUAAAUUAGGUUUGUGAACCUUUUUGCAUCAUACACCUGGGCCUCUUGACCCCAUAUGUGUUAACUAUUUAUUUUUUGUCGUGAAGAAGGGGCCUUGCCCGUUUGCUGAUUCAAGCUAUAAAAUGUUUCACAUAGUUUUCUUCAUGGGUUUCUGGUGGUUGAAAUGAUAUAGCCAUGCCUUUAGCUAAAAACAGGUUUCUCCCGCUUUCUGAUUAGGGACAAAAUGAUUUGAUAAGAUGCUUUGCACCUGUUCGGGAUCCGAAAAAUGACCAGGAGAUUAAUGAAAUUGAAAAUGAGUGUCUGGGGAUGGCUGUGCUUGCAAUCUCACACUAUGCACUUAAAAAAGACCUGAAGUUGCCAGAUGUUUCCAGAGACUUCAGGUGAGUCGGAAUUUUUAUUUUUAAAAAGUUUUUAUGAAGUUGAAGGCAUUCAUAGUACAUAGUCCUGAACCUUUAUUGGUGUGAACUGUAAUGACUUAAGUUGUCACUGAACUCAAAGCAUUUUAAUGGUGUGUCUCUCAGUAGUUGAUGUGAUUGAAUUCCUGCCUUCUCCCCUCAGAAUCCCAGACACAAGUCCACACCACUCAGUUGUCUCCUGUUGUUUGCAGAGCAACAGUAUGUGCCUGUGCUGUCUUGUUGAUAUUGCAUGACUACAAGAGGGUAGUUUAGCCAGGUCUUUCCUGACUUGGAAAUCUUCAGCCUGGUCUCAACUGUACCAAUCAAGUAGCACAUUUCUGCAGUUACCAGAAGCAUUACCUUCUCCCUUUAGCUCUAUUUAUUUCACUGUUCCUUAUUACUGUUGUCCAGAACACUACUUUUAUUAGCUAGUCAUGACUAAUAUGGUAGCAGUUGGGGCCAGGUAAACUCUCUAACUUGUUCUUAAGAGCUCCUUGACCAAGGCAUUAGCCUUGGUCAAGGGAAGGUGUUUAGUGGCUGUUCCAUCUGGACAUGUGAUUCAGGAUGGUCGUCCGUCUCUGCUCGGCACAUUUUGUGUAGAGUGUGGCAGUUGACCAAGCUAUAUGGUUCUUAAUUGUAUUUUUAUUGCUGCUGAUCUUUAUUGCUAACAGCCAUAGACCACUACAAUUCAAUACAUAAAGAAAUAGAAACAAAUCGAAUAUACUUCAUCAAACAAAACAUAUAUUUCAUCAAGUCUGCAGUAACCAUCAGACCUGAGCAAUAAACUGCAAUACAAUAUAAGAAGCGAUACAAAUAUAACUAAAAAUAAUACGAAUAUUCAGUGCAGUGGUUGUGCUGUCUCCCAUCUUCAACCACAAAUCCACACACACAGACUGCAGAGCUCCUGCUGAUUUGAAUAAAUCUUGUCAAACACUGAUGGUCUUCAGAUCACAAUUUGGGAAUGCCUACUGUAGAUCAAGGUUUCCCAACCAGCUGUUUUUGGACUACAGUUCCCAUCAUCCCUGUCCACCAGGGCCCUGCAAUGUAGGUAUGAUGGGAGUUGUAGUCCAAAAACAGCUGGAGACCGAAGUUUUGGAAACCAUGCCUUCUGUCAGUGGUGGACACAUCAAAGGAUAUCAACCCUCUAUUUCAAGGAGAGGUUUCUGAGCUGGAAGGGGAAUAAAUUGAACCACAUAUCUUUACAUACAUUGCACUCAAAAACAACAAAUAUGCUUUUAUGUGUUUACGUAUAUGUAUUCAGUAUUUUUAUCUGAUAUUUUGGAGGAUUUUUUGUUUCUCUAUACAUUGUUUUUCAUGAAAUAUCCCCUUGGGCAGCUUAGAAUAAAUGAAACAUUGACAGAAACAAUGAAUAUGCAUCUCUUCCCCACCCCUUCCCAGCUAUAAACGGUAUAUUCCCGAAAGCCUGAGCAAGACCAUAAGACAGAGGAACUUCUUAACCAGAACACGGAUAAACAACGUUUUCAAGGAUUUCCUUAAGGAAUUUAACAAGAAGACCAUUUGCGACAGCAGCGUUUCUCCGCAUGAUCUGAAGGUGAAAUACUUGGCGACAUUGGAAACGUUAACGCAACAUUUUGGUGCAGAAAUACUCGAGACUGCCUCGUUGUUGAUUUCAUCAGAGAAUGAGAAGAUCUUUGACACGGGUUACUCUGAGAUCAUCCCAUGUUAUCAAGUGAUGGUAACAGGCAAUAAUGGAAUCCAGUGGCGGCUGAAACCAAUUGUAAGUAUCCUAAUGGGCAUAAGUGCUAGAGGAAUUGUUUCGUUGCAUUUCACCUAUUUAUUUAAAUAACAUCUGUACAGCAUUGUUAAUUUCAGAAACAGCUAUAAUUGGGAAUCUCAUAGGUAAACCACCCAGCCUCUGAGGUCAUGAAAGUUGCUUCCAGUCGGUAGCUAUGGCUUAGAUGUGUUUACUUAUUUAUAAACACACUUUGUACUGGUAGAAGUGUCUUCUUAAAUAAGGUUUCAUUAGAACAAGACUGUACAGCAGAAGGAAGUUCAAACAAUGGACAGAGAUCUUUUCAGUUACAGGACUUUUGAACUCUUUGUUUUAUGGGUGUGAGAUGAUCAAGAAUGAAUGAAGGAGCAGGUGUUUGCAUUGCAGACCUGCUCAUAUCAUGGUUCAAUACUAAUGGGAUGUCUUGCACUUCUAAAGCCUCAUUUGGGGCUCAUUCCACUUGCCACACCAUUUUCUCCUGGGAAAACCCAGUGUUUGCUGCUGAAUCGGAACAAACUGUUUUUCUGCAGAUUGAUGUUUGUUCCGAUUCAGUGGUAAACAGUGGGUUUUCCUUGGGACAAAUGAAAAACUGCUUGGACCCAUGCUUUCUCAUUAUGGGACAAGCAGAAAUGUGGACAAGCCCUGUAAUUCAGUUAUAAUUGAAGAAAUAUAAAACUGCCUUUUUGUAGGCCAACACAAUUGCCUACAAUUAAUUUGAUUUCACUUUUAUCAUUCCGUGUUCUUUUAUGUCUUUUCUGUGCAAGCACACGGCACAACAGACAGUUCCAGAACUCUUCAGGUUCAGGGUUCUUCUAUCUUUCUGCCCCUAAUCUACAUGUGUUUGUGUCACACAGGUUACACAGAGCGAGAGAGAGAAACACAAAACAAAGAGGAAAAGAUCAGAUGGCAAAGCCAAGAAAAACGAAGAAAAAAGUAAGAGAGAAGAAUGGAAUAGUUUUUGUUACUUUCCCGAAAUUACUCACCUUGUGAUCAAGGAAUCCACGGUCUGCAUUUACAAGCAAGAUAACAAAAGGAUGGUAAGAGCUCUAGAUCCCAUUACACAUGUUCAUACACUUUUGAAUUCUGUGCAAAUGAUAACAAAAUUACCAUUCCUGAAUUCUAUGCCCUUUGGUAGAAAACCAGGUGUUGCACUAAGGAGGUUUUUCUAUCAGUGUAAAUUAUUAACAAGAGAAUUUUAGCAUGUGACAAGGCUCAUCUUACCCUUUUUGCAGUAGCCUGCUGAACCUUAUUUGAAAUUGGAACUUUGUCCUAUUUACACUGUCAUCAAAGGACUGGAAAAUACAUGAGACUCAUCUAGCUCAUAUAUAUAUGUGUGUGAUCAUCCAAACCACUUGCAAAAGUACUGACAGAAACCCAACUGUGUAUUGUUAAUUAAGGUAGCAAUCUAUCCUAUGCAAAUUGUUUGAUUGUGCAUACAAGAUCUGCUUCCCAUUACUGGGACGCUGUGUCUGAGGUUCAGUAGAUCUGAAUCCAGAGAAGGCUGAACGUUUUUGUAGGAAAAUGUCAAGAUCUAGAGGAGGUGUUUCCUUUUUAACGGGUCUUCAGUUUAUCCUCCUCAGAGCAGGUGCUAUGGAUUUAAGCUGAAGAUCCUUUUAACUAACUAACUAACUAACUAACUUAAUUCCUCUCAAGUCCACUGUGUGUGAUAGAUACACAUUUUACAACCUUCAAAAUCCUAAGCAAACAAAUGGAUUCCUAAAUGUUGGUUACUCUUGUUUCUUAAUUGAAGAGGAAUAAUUCUUCAUGAAAUUACUUUUCUGCUCUAGGAAUUCAAGCUGUCUUCGUGUGAGGAAGCUUUGUCAUUUGCCGCUUUGAUAGAUGGGUAUUUCAGGCUUACUGCAGAUGCCCAUCAUUAUCUCUGCACUGAUGUCGCACCGCCCUUGAUAAAACACAACAUUAAAAAUGGCUGCCAUGGUCCAAUAUGGUUAGUUGAUAUCCUUCAAAUACUAUACUUUGUAAAGUUUUGUUCACAUAAACAACAUGCAUGUUAUUUUUUGCCAAUGCCACUUUGACUCUGCAGAAUAAUUAAAACCAAAGUAAACGGUUACAUUGAAGUGAAGGAACUGAUAACAGCUUCAGCUGCUGAAGUUGUUCUUAAAGUAUUCCCUUCCCACAUUCAGUGCCACUGGUUAACUUAAUAAUAAUAAUAAUAUGAACAUCUAGAGAAGAUACUGUAUUUUUCGCCCUAUAGGACGCACUUUUUCCCCUCCAAAAAUGAAGGGGAAAUGUGUGUGCGUCCUAUGGGGCGAAUGCAGGCUUUCGCUGAAGCCUGGAGAGCGAGAGGGGUUGGUGCGCACCGACCCCUCUCGCUCUCCAGGCUUCAGGAAGCUAUCCGCAAGCUGUGGGAGAGCUGCCUGCACCCCGAAGCCUGGGGGGCGCUGAGCUCAGCAUGCCCCAGGCUUUGAGCUUCGCGCAGCUCUCCGCAAGUCGUGGGAGAGCUGUGCAAAGUCGCGCAGCUCUCCCACGGCUUGUGGAGAGCUGCCUGUUCUGGGGGCUGGGGUCGGGGGAAGCUCGGGCUUCCCCCACCCCAGCCCCGCGCCUGGGGGGGGAAUAAUUUUUGUUCUUUAUUUCCCCCCAAAAAACUAGGUGUGCCCUAUGGGCCGAAAAAUACGGGUACCUCCAUAUGGUGGUACUUUUGAAUAAGCAUGGUAUUCUUGGUUGUGGAAUGCUUUCUAUGUGUUUAAUAAGGAUUUUGCAACUUUUUGCAACUUGUGGGAACUGUAUCUAAAUAAAAGAUAGUAGUAGUAGAUUGUCUGUUCCUCUUUUUGAAACAACUUACCUCUUGGAUACUUUGUUCAGUAAUCUUUAAAAAAGUUGUUUUAAAAAAACAAAUGUUAAGAAAUAUGAGUCACAGUCCAAAAUUUGAACCUGCUCUUAAACUGCCAUCUACAGAAUCUCCAAACUUUUAAGGUAAUGAAAACUGAAUUUAAUAUUCUGAAUUUCUCACUCUUAUUUUUAUUUGGAAUUCCCGAUGGCCCCUACCUGAAAUGUCUAUUCUGUGGUUAUCCCAUUUUUUAAAAAAAUUGGCUCAGUUUUGCUACAUGACAGACUUGCUUUCAAGAGGCUUUUGAGUAUAACUGCUCAUUUUUGAACACUUCCAGCACAGAUUAUGCGAUCAACAAGCUGAAGCAAGAAGGAAAUGAGGAGGGGAUGUAUGUCCUGAGGUGGAGCUGUACAGAUUUCCAUAACAUCCUCAUGACUGUUAUAUGUAGUGAAUACUCACAGGUACGAUAAGAGUUAUCAUUUAUAUGCCCAAUAGCUUUAGCUGUAAAGACUGUACUUUGAUCUAUAAAAAAUAAUUUAUGGAUUUAGGAUUGAGAAAAGUCUUGCCUUUGCUAGUUUUAUAUGCUCAUGAGACUCCAGCACAAGUGUGACGUUUUGUUCCCACUUAUUUCUGAGAGAGCCUACAAGCUGAAACUAGCUGAGUCUAUUUAUGCAUGUGACAAAUUUAAGCAGACUCCAUACUAUGUACCUUUCUGCUAUCUGGAAGGUAAACUAGAGACAGGGAGUGGUUGAUUAAAUAAUAAUCUAGGUGUGGCGAUCCCUUCUCAUCUGUAGUAUUUCUACUACCAGUUGGAGUGUGAUCUAUGUGUAGUUAAAGUAUUAAUCUGAAAUUUUGGUGUCAAGGAGAUCCGAAAUCAUCUGUCAUUGUACCUCUCUGAUUGACAUGGCACUGUUAACUGAUCAACCUACAUUGGAUGGCAAAGCUAUUGAUGACAUUGUUCCAGAUUCUGGCUGAGAAAAUACAUGUGAUGUUUCCUCUCAUUAUCAUACAUGUAAUGAAUCAUCCAGGACUCCUUCAUUGUGUCACAAGAUAGGAUGAAAAUGCUUCAUCAAAUGCUUGAUAAACAAACCUCUAGUAUGAUUUCACUGCAUUUACUGGAAUCUCCUCAGGAAUACAUUUAGACCUAAUUAUUAUCUCCAUGUUACUUGGGUUAACUUGAUGAUGAUUUAUUCUAUCUCCCUUCCUUUCCCACAGCAAAUGCUGAACCCUACAAAACAGUACAAGAACUUCCAGAUUGAAAUGACUAAAGAUGGAUGUCGUUUACAUGGAUCUGAUCGCUUAUUUCUAUCUCUGAAGGAGUUGAUGGACCACUUAAAAGGACAGAUGCUUAGGACAGACAAUAUAGUCUUCACACUAAAGAAGUGCUGUCAGCCAAAGCCAAGAGGUAGAGUCUUUAAGGUGGUCUUUCUGUAAAGAUACUUUACAGAAGUACCGUAUAUUUCUCACGGAAAACCUUCAACUUGUGUUUCUCAUAGAAAAAGUCUGCAUCUCAUCUAAGCUUUCUGUGUUUUAAGCAAGGCAAUGCUGAAGCGUAUGCUCAGCAUAUGUUUUACCUACUACAGUAAUACCCCAGUGCUGGCUAAUUGCCACUGUUCUGGAAACAUCACAUGAAGUGGCAAAUCUAUUUGAAGUGUUUUAGUGAACGGUUUUUGUAUUUCUAGAAAUCUCCAAUUUGCUGGUGGCGACAAAGAAAUCCCUAGAAUGGCAACCAGUCUGCCCGUUAGGACAGCUGAGCUUCCACCGAAUCCUUAAAGAAGAAAUAAUACAAGUAAGUGAUCAUGACAUUUAAACAUUUUGUGUUUUAUUACUCUUUGAUAAAUAUUAAUUAAUGUCUAAGAAAAUGGAGGAAAACACUGAUCACCUUAUCCCAACUUCUGUUGAAAUCAGUCGUAAAUGUUCAGAUUACAAUGCACCUUCAGGGUUCUGUGAUAACAAAAAGGUUCAUUUCCGCCUUCUUAAAAUCCUGCAAGUUAUUGUAUGCACUGCUAUUAAUCUGUUGCAAAAAGGAUAUUCUAAUCUAUUUUUGGAGAGGGAGCUAUGAGUCAAGCUGUUUUUAGGUGAAAGGUUACUCAGAUCAGUUUGUUUUAAAGAGGAAGACUUCCUUAAUGAGAAAUGCAUACCACACAUGAUUCUGUAAAGCAUAAAGUAACUUUACUGCAAUUUGCAGAACACUCUAGUGACUCCAGAAUUCAUUUGAAUUCAUUUGAAUACAAAUGACUUAUUAUCAAAGCUGUCCCAUCAAACUGACUUGCAAUCUGAAGAAAAGAUAGCAACCCAAGUGCUAAGGAUUUCAAAAUAAUUGCAUUCAUAUCUUGUUAGUUUGAAAAAGAAGCCAUUAGGCAAUAUUCUAAUUAUAUCUGUCACACUGGACUCAUUUGAUACCAGUGUAGAAGACUGAUCUCUUAUCUAUCAAAUGAGUAUAGUACAAUUAAUAUACCUCUUGAUAAUGAAAACUCAAAGUGAUGUGGUGGUCUUUGCAAUACUAAAGCCAAUGGAUAAGUAUGGCACAAUUUCUAACUGUUGGAUUUAAACUAUACUUUAGGGUGAACACCUUGGCAGAGGAACAAGAACGCAGAUUUACUCUGGGGUCCUUAGGUAUAAGGAAGAUGAGAGCUAUCAGGCUGAAAAGGCGAUGAAGGUUCUCCUGAAAGUCUUGGACCCCAGUCACAGGCACUUUUCUCUGGUAUGUUUCACUUUAUGAAAUGGCUGCUGUCACUGCUGCUACGUUUUUAUAGGCAGUCUGGAAUGCAAGACUCUAAACGAUUGUCAACCCCAUUUGAAAUUACGGUUUAUAACCUGGGUGGGAGUUCAUACAAUUGUUUGUGAGGCUACAUCAAUGCAUAUUUCCACUUGGGAAGAGAUAAAAUACCCAUUUAUUAAAGGUGUUUGUCGAACUGAAACUAGUCUUUUUGUGUGUGAAAGAUCUGUCUCAUGUUCCCAGUUAGGAAUGGGGUGUCCCAAAUUUCUGUUAGUAACUGACAUAUUUUAUCAGGAAAUCUUUCUUUCUUGCCUGGAGGGGAAGAUGUGUGUUGCAUAGGGGUUUCUCAUUUCCUGCGUGUCAUUAUAGGGUAGAAACAGGAGCUGCAUCUUAAGCUACUGCUCCUCUAAUGGUGCAGACCAGCAAGUGCUUCUUGGACUGCACAUCACUGGAGCUUUAGAAAUGCAGCAGACUGCUUCCCUUUAUAAGUCAUUAGAAACUGGCAACCUGUGUUUCUGUUACAGCCACAUGAAUCACUCCAGGAUCUUUCUGUGGCUGCAGGACUUUACAUAAAACCUGUAAUUGGUGAGGGGAAUUUUGCUCAUGGAUAAUAACAAACUCAAGCAGUGGUUUAAACAUAUGCGCAUCACUGAACUUGGUUAUUGUUUAGACACUGGCUGUCUGUAGGCUUUUACUGCUGCUUCUUCCUUUCAUAGUUUUGUUGAUCUAAAAUCUCUGCUCUGUCACCCUGUGUGUGUAAUAGGCAUUUUUUGAGACUGCAAGCAUGAUGAGGCAGAUCUCCCACAAACACAUCGUCCUCCUCCAUGGAGUUUGUGUCCGUGAUGUGGAAAGUAAGUGAAAUCUUUUGAGUACUGCUUUUCAAAACGAAGUGGUAGUUGAAUUCCUCAUCUUAAUAUUACAUCUCCGUCUCUCUGUCUCUCUCUCUAUAUAUAUAUCGGUGAUGCAUAUGCUUCUAAGUUAAACCUGCCUGAAAUAUGCCUUUCCUGCAAUUUCCCUCUCAAUUAAAAAUGCAUGAAAGAGAUUAAAGUAUCUGUGCUCUUCCUACACCACUAAUUUUUUUCCUGUGCUUGUUGCAGACAUUAUGGUAGAAGAGUUUGUUGAAUUUGGACCUCUGGAUCUCUUCAUGCACCGCAAGAGCGAUCUGCUUACUACUCCUUGGAAAUUCAAAGUAGCAAAGCAAUUGGCAAGUGCAUUGAGCUACCUGGUAAGUCCUAGAUGUUAUCUACUGAUAGCAAUUCUUUCUGCAAGUCUUCCAUAUCACAAAAUGCAACUUGCAUUGGCUAUGCAUUCUGAUAAGCCAGUUAUGCACAGUCUUGAAGUGAGUGGAAAGGUGGGGCAGGGGGAAGCUUGCCUUCUGUGAACUUCAGUAGUGUUUUGUGAACUGUUGUUCUAAGCAUGUUUUUCAUAUUAUUCAAAAACGUUUUCAGUGCAUUUGGAUGCCAUUGUCGUAACAUGCCAAUUUCAUGACAUUCUCUUAUAAAUACAGGAGGACAAAGAUCUAGUUCAUGGAAACGUUUGCACAAAAAAUAUACUCUUGGCAAGAGAAGGAAUUGACAAUGAAUAUGGACCUUUCAUAAAACUGAGUGACCCAGGAAUUCCAAUAACAGUGCUGUCUAGAAAAGGUAUUCUUUUAGAAAAUAGUUUUUAUCAGAAUUGUAAAGAAAACAACCUUACUUGUUAUUACCUGUAUCAUGCAUCUGUAUCUGUGUAUCAGUGUGUAUGUCUAGGGUGUGUUGGCACUAAUUUUCCAAAGAGAUGCACUGAGAAUAGCUGACAUUGUCCAUAUCGCAACUAAAGCAUCCAUGACAGAUGGCCAUUCAACUUCUGCUUAAAAAGUCGAACUGCCCUUAAUAUUAUAAUUGGGUUAAUAUUAGAAGGACUAACUUGCCCACAGCAUGAUACUGAAUGCCAUAACAUAAUUGCACACUGGUUGCAUUUACAUGCUCAUAUCUAGGCUUUGACUCUCUGCUUGCAGUACUUUGUUCAUCCUUUUGUGUGAGCAAACAGACAAGCCAGUUAACUAUAGUUUUUCAUUUUGUUCAGUGCUACUGAACGGCAGAAACUAGGGUUCUGAAGCAAUUGACUAGCCCAUGAUAUGAAGGCAACUUUGAACUUGUUUGUGUUAAAAAAUAAGUGUUGGAAUAACUCUUGAUGAUGUGCAGCCCUGAAAUUUGGUAUACAUGGGUCCAAGAGGCCAGAAUUACUGGUUUGGGUUUUUUUUGAAAAUGUGAUAUUUAUACACCCUUCUUGCAAUAUAGGGCACUCAAAGGACACCUCAAAAUGGGCAGAUUGUUUACACAUUAAUUAAGAAUGAUGUGCGUAUAUAGAUCAAGAUCCUUUGAAUACUAGAAAAGUAAAAAAAACAAGAUUUAGCAAGUUUCUCCCUAGAAACAAGAGGGCAAUAAAUGAAUCUUUCAAGUGACUCAGGUAGUUCAAGGCUGUUCGCACAGCUGAAAUAUGGCAGAUGCAUAGAAUUGUAGAUUGGAAGCGACCACAUGGACCAUAUUCAACCUUCUGCAAUGCAGGGGUUUUUUUUGCCCGAUGUGGGGUUCGAACCCACACCCAUUCCAUAACUGCUUCCAGAUUCUUUCCUUCCGUGUAUUUUCUCUAUAGGAGUGGCUAUUUCUAUUAAUAGUUCUGUGCUUACGUUAAAAGUGAGUCUCCUCAAUGUACACUCCCCCCCCAAAAAAAAAGUAGUUUAAAAAGGAACAUGUAUUUAAGCAACCAAUACCAUGACUCGCUUCAAAACCGUUUUCACCUCAAUUUUUUGUUUCCUCCCAGAAUGUGUUGAGCGCAUCCCUUGGCUUGCACCAGAAUGUGUAGAAGACUCAAAAAAAUUAAGUGUGGCUGCUGAUAAGUGGAGCUUUGGUACAACACUGUGGGAAAUUUGCUACAAUGGAGAAGUGCCACUUAAAGACAAGACAUUAGCAGAGGUAAGGCCUGGGGGGCUGUGGUGUGGCGGCGUUAAGGUAUCCCUUUCUUACUAUAUUUUGCCUUUUGUGGAAAUACAUUUUUAGCUCUCUUGUAGAAAGCGUGUAGGGCAAGUGGAGAUGUCAGCCGAAGAACCUUUUCGUAGUGCGCAGUAGAGUUUUACAAACAGAAGCCACGUUCUGAGUAGCCUAAUUAAACCCCAGUGGGGUUUUGCAAAACCUCAGUCCACUGCUAAGAGCUCCCCUACAAAAGGAUAUUUCCUGCUGGAAGGCAGCCUCUUUUGAAACUUGGGGUGUGAAAGAAGGCAUGUUUCCUAGCUCCAAGAAUAACACAGGUGUCUCCCAACCAAUCUUGCAGAAGGAGAGGUUUUAUGAAGGGCAUUUCACGCUUCCAGUCCCAUCCUGCAAGGAGCUGGCUGACCUGAUGAAGCAGUGCAUGCACUAUGACCCCAGCCAGAGACCAUUCUUCAGAGCAAUCAUGCGAGACAUCAACAAGCUAGAAGAACAAAGUAAGUAAUCUAUUUUGCUUAUUUCCCCUCUUCAUUGUCAGUUUUAUUUUCUUUGCUCUGUGGGAUACAUUAACAUUAAUGAAUUUGCAAACAUCUUGAUGGCAGUAUAAAAAAGCCAGAUAUAAUCCCCUGCAGGCACAGAAGGGAUUUGCUGUUCAGAAAGUAAGAUAGUUACCAAGAUGGCUCUGUACAUAAAAAUCCGCAACCCGACACUGUUUUGGAUUGCCGUUGUCAUGGAAUAUUGUUUGUGUUACAGUAGUUAUGGAAGCAUCCAGGGUGACGUAAGGGUAGAGCUGUCAAGCUCUGCCUCACCAUCAGUUCCUGUGUAUUAAUGAUUAUUUUGCCAGUGUUAAUACCCCUUCCAUAGCCCUUAGUAUACAAUGAGAGGUGGUGUGUAGUCUUAUUGCCCACACCUUGUGCUAUGAUUCUGCUUGCCUUGGUGAGAGGGUGGUUGGCUCUUGGCUAGGAAUAAGACUACAAGGUUUACUCUGAACGUUCAGAAUGGAGCGGGUGACUGCUAAUCCCUGCCCUCAGAUAUUGCCAGCUUCCCUUUGCCAGUUUAACUCCCUCAUUUCUAAAGCAGUUGUCCAUCUUCUGGGAAGAUUUUCACUGGGGCCAAUGAUUUAGAGGAAGAUACACAAAUGUUAGGAAUCUGCAGUUUGACAGAACAUUCAGCAAGGUGAUGGGGUCUGUUGAAAUGCAAAGUAAGCGUAUGUAAAAAUAGAUUUGAAAAUUUAAAGGGUAAAAGUACUCAUUUGUACCACACUAAUAUUCUUACCUGUGUCAGAUCCUGAUAUCGUCUCGGAGAAGAAGCCUAAUGCGGAGAUUGAUCCUACCAUUUUUGAGAAACGCUUCUUGAAGCGCAUUCGUGACUUAGGCGAGGUAUGUUUACUUCUAUUGCUGCUGCUCAGUAUUUUUUGAAGAUUUGGCACUGAGGUGCUGUACAAGGUGCUCUUAUUCCCCUUUUGCACCUGUAGUCAUAGUGUGCUGAAACAUAGAUGGCUUGUAUUUUUGUUGUGAUCAUUCAGCAUUGUGUUCCUUCUAUUGUUUUUAGAGACGGGAAUAACGUGUUAAGUCAGCCCAUUUCUCUGUGCAGGUUAAUGGAUUUGUUCAUAUGUUUAUAGAGCAAGUGAAGUGUGGAAUAUUCCCUUCUGACAUAAGUAAAUAUGCAUAGGGCUCCAAAAGCAGCACAGAGUGCAAAGGGCAAGGUUUCUGAGUAGAGAUAUGCCUUAGCUCAAACCUGCCUGGGAGUCGCACCUCCCUUGGUGUAAGUUCCAGGCCCCCGUUUUACUUGUGGCAAACACUUCAGUGAGACAAAGCACCUCUCACACGUUUUAUAGACAUUCUGUUUAUUGCUUGACAUCUGUGGUAACUAAGUAACACCAUCCGGAAGGCCACAACUCCCAUUUGCCCCAUCCAACAUAGUCCAACGCCACCUGGAAGGCUACUGGUUAGCCACCCCUGCUAGAUAUGUUCUGGUAUUGCAAAGAGGGACUGAAGCAGAUACCCGGAAGCGCCCAGCAUAGAGUGGUUUUUGGUCCAUAAGGGUUAAGUGAUUGUCCCAAGAACCACAGAUCCACUAAGCAAUAAAGCCAGAAGCAGAUUCAAAUGUCUGUAAAAGAAACCUAGCAGGGAUUUGGUUCCUAUUCAUUUUUCUUCUGUGGAACUUCUGAAUAGUGGAGGUCACCCUGUUAUUGCAGUGGUUUGCUGAUCACGAAUGCAGCCUAUCAGUGGGUAUCAUUGAAACAUUCUCCUAGGUGAAGUAGCUGCCUCGCUUUCUCUUUCUCUUUCUUUUGCAAAGCAAGAGUGUGGGUGGCUGACCAUGUUUUUAAAUUUUAUUUUUGAAAUUAGGGCCAUUUUGGAAAAGUUGAACUCUGCAGGUACGACCCUGAGGGUGAUAAUACUGGAGAACAAGUGGCAGUAAAGUCACUGAAACCUGACUGUGGUGGGAACCAUAUUGCUGAGCUAAAGAAAGAAAUCGAAAUCCUGAGGAAGCUUUAUCAUGAAAACAUCGUGAAAUACAAAGGAAUCUGCACCGAAGAUGGUAAGUCUUGGAAGUUCUGUAAAUGUUUUCAGUUUUCCUGUUUACUUUUAAAUUAUCCCUCCUCCCCCCCCAGAUAUCUUUAGGAAAAGACCAAUUACUAAAUUCUAGCAAUACAAUACACUUAAUCCCAUUGAACAUAUUUAUUAUGCAUGUUACAUCCCCUGGUUAUGGCAGCUGGGAAAAUGGACAAACUGACCUUUUUUCCGGUCAUUGUGAAUCAUUCUUUUCCUUGGAACGGAAAGAUAUUAGGAGGGAUGGAAAGGUGUUAGGAAAACACUGGAUUAAAUGGACCAUGGAAAAUACUUAAAAGUAAUACUUGACCGCCCUGAGACCCCCAGGUAUACGGCAGUAUAUAAAUAAUAAUAAUAAUAAUAAUAAUAAUAAUAAUAGUAGUAGUAGUAGUAAUAAUAAUAAUAAUAAUAAUAAUAAUAAUAAUGUGGUCAAGGGUGUUGUGUAUUGAAUUUGCAGGCACAGCACGGUAGCAGAGCAGCCAGGAACUAAUUAAGGGAGGUAGUGAUUGCUUUUAAUUAGCUGCGUUGGGUAGUCCUAGCCUAGGUGUCUAUAUAUAGCAACAUGGCUGGGGUUUUGUUUGUCUUUCUACUUGCUUGCUGCCAUGAAUAAAGAUGUUACCAUACUACCACUGGCUGGACUCACUAUAUAAUAGGUGUUGACUCUGAAAAUUGCUUGAGAUAAUUUUGGCUUUCUUGAUCAAAGGUGGAAAUGGAAUUAAGCUGAUCAUGGAGUUUCUUCCUUCUGGAAGCCUAAAGGAAUAUCUUCCGCUAAACAAGAAUAAAAUUGGUCUGAAACAGCAAUUGAAAUACGCUGUACAAAUCUGCAAGGUAAUGCUGUACAUAUUUUAAUAUCUAGUUGUAGCAGUGUCUUGAUGUUUAAUUUUCAUUCAUGUGUUCAGAAUUGAAAUAUCUGUUUAAAAUCAUAAUGCAUGAAUAUGGGGGGUGGGUUGUUAGCUUUUUGAAAAAAAUAAUUUAUUCAACAUUUCCAUACCAGUUAAGGCCAGCCUUUCAGUUGCAAUAAAAAUGCAAGAAUAAACCAACUGAGCAAAAAGGCUAAUAAAAGCUAAUGGGACAACAGCCAUAAGCAGCUUGGAUAAAUGCAAAAAGUAUUUAGGGGUUGCUUAAAAGGCAAGUUCCUGGGGGGGGGGGGGAACAGAGUCCACAAGUGUGGGGGCACCAGUUAUUGACCUUGGUGAUGGCAGGAUAUAGGUCCCCUGAAUCCCACUUUGGGGUUUAAGGAGUUUUAAGGUGUGUGUAGCUGGUUCUUCAUACAACCUGAUACCAAACCAUGUAUAUCCUUCACUUUAUCUCUGCUCUAGGUUUCUUACCUUUAAUGUGCCCCAUGUUUUAUGAGGUGAAUGAUUUCAUUUAUGAAAGUUGAAAACGAUGUUGAAAAUGAUAAUACAGCCUUGUAUUAAAGUGAGCUUUGUUGCUAAUUUUCUCUCUGGCUAAAUUAUAUGUAACCAAGCAGCAGCAGAAACAGAGAGGACUUUUUAGAAAAAGUAAAAAGAGCCUAAGGCCUAGGGAUUCUUCACACUGCCAUGUGCUUUAGUUCCAAAACUCUAGCUCGUUCUGUAGGAGGGUUCAGACUAUGAGCACUGAAAAGCUUACCAAACAGAAGGAUUGGGUGUACAAAUUCUAAAGAACAUUGUUAGAGGUGCUUGAGGUAAAAAGCAAUUAAUUGCAAGAGAAUGGAACAAUACUUGAAAUUUUGUGUGUCUUCAACCACCAGGGAAUGGACUACUUGGGAUCUCAACAGUAUGUUCAUAGAGACUUAGCUGCAAGGAAUGUUCUAGUUGAAAAUGAACAGAGAGUGAAGAUUGGGGACUUCGGGCUAACCAAAGCAAUUGAGACGGAUAAGGAAUAUUACAAAGUCAAUGAUGAAAAAGACAGCCCUGUGUUCUGGUAAGGAAGAAAGAGAGAUAUAUAGUGACAAGCUAGUAAGUUUUUGCUGCAAGAGAUAUUAUUUUUAGCUGAAACUGCACUGUGUGUCACUACGGAUUAUCCUCAUGGUAGGUGUUAUCAAUAAGUAAUGGGAGGUUUUAACUUGAUAAUGAUCACUUGACCAUAAGAAAGGGUUCUUGUAUUGCAUUUUCUAGUUCAAGAGCAGUCUGACAGGUGGUGGCAUGUACAUGUAUUUAUUGAUGCAUUUUAUGCUUACAUUUAUGGUUAGGUAUAGGAAUUACUUGCAAAACUAUAAAGUGCCUCAUAGUUGUCUUUGCCUGAAAACAGACAUAGGCUGGAUCUAUACUGAUCUGGAAAACACUAUUAAAAAAGUAGUAUAAGCUCUCAAUGCAAUUUUACAUUGACGAUGGCUCACUGCUCUACAGCGCCUUCUGGUGUCACAUUUUUAUAACACGUUUUUAAUGUUUUUAACUGACCAGUGUAGAUUAGUCCUUACUUUGAUAUUUGUUUCUCUUUACAAUCUUCUCCUACCUUUAAUUAUUUCAAUAUUUGUUUGUUUCUUGUUUGUUCAAUUGAUGCAUAAUACUUUUGUGUGAAGCAUAUGGAGUCAUCUUAGUAGUUUCUGUUGCGACGGCAACAUCACUAUCCAGAAUUCCACUAUUUAAUGAUGCAAAGUAAGUUUUGGCUUUUUGUGCCGCAGUUGUACCCAAAGUAAAUGAAAGUGUUAUAUGGUUACAGGUAUGCUCCUGAAUGCUUACUGCAGAGCAAAUUCUACAUUGCUUCAGACGUUUGGUCUUUUGGAGUGACCCUCUAUGAGCUACUGACCUAUUGUGAUCCUGCAUGCAGUCCAAUGGCAGUAAGUAGCUGUGAAAGGAAAACUUCUUUCCCAUAUGCUGUCUUCCAAAAUAAGAGUAAAGUGUGUGUAAGUGCUUUAUGGGGGGGGGGAAGGACCCCUUAAUCUUUAAAAGUCCCAGAUUUCAGGGCAGUUAAGUGUGUGCAUACAUGGAUAACACUGCAUUUAGGGGAAUGUUGUUCACUGUCUGAAAAUGAUUUUCCCCACCCCACCCCCGAAGCACUUAUGAAACUCCUAAGCUUAAGUUGGGAUGAAAUGAAAGGAUGAACAUAGACCUUUUAUUUGAUGAAAAUGAUCAUACUUUAUAUAGAUGGUCCCAUGAUUUCUGUUUGAAACUAGUUAUUUAUGUUCACAGGAGAACCAUUACUACUUCUAGGUUGUCUAGGGAUCUUAAGAAAGCAAUUUGAUAUAUAUAGCAAGUGCUUUUUUUUCUAGACAAAUAGGUGCCAGUACUCACCAUGAAGUUGUUACAGUUAAGGGUAUACACUACCUGCACCUCUUUGAGUACCUCCUGGAAAAAAAAAAGCACUGGAUAUAGUCAUUAUAAAAUUGGGUUACCAGUUCUUAAACUUCUCUUUGGGUGCCUUUAAAACUCUCCAAGCGCAGGCUCCCUGUACUUUAAAGUUGUGCUGAGCUUGACCUGGAGGACACUUGGUUCUCGUUUUUGUCUAAUGAGACAAAGAUGUGUAACUAACACACACACACCCUCUCUAUUUUGGGAAAUUUCACUUUUAGGGGUCCAUCCUUUGCAAAGAUGUGAAACUGUUCCUAAGGGGUUGGGCGUCCCAAUCCUUGGUUAGCUAGACACAACAGGUCAACAAAGAGGGAAGGAGGGGUUCAUUCAAUAAACUGAAGCCUGGAUUCUGCCAGUUUGUCUCCCCAGGUUUCUGUAAUCCGCAUAGGUCUCUACAGCAAAGCUGACUUGCUUGCUUUUGUUUGCAUUCCAUUUAUCGUAACCCUCCACCCCAGUGCCCAUGCUCCCUCCCCUUCUACCUAUGUACAACCCAACAUUGCUGGUCUUUGGAAUGGCAGCUGUGCAUGCAUACAGUGGUGCCUCGCAAGACGAAAUUAAUUCGUUCCGCGAGUUUUUUCGUCUUGCGAAGCACGGUGUCGGAAAAGUUUUGGAAAAGCUUCAAAAAUCACCAAAGUCUUCAAAAACCUCAAAAAAGGCUACCACACCGCGUUCUAUGAGUUGCUCCUCGAAGUCAAGUUGCAACUGUAUUAAGAAAAAGGAAACAAACUUGCAAGACGUUUCCGUCUUGCGAAGCAAGCCCAUAGGGAAAAUCGUCUUGUGAAGCAACUCAAAAAACGAAAAACCCUUUCGUUUUGCGAGUUUUCCGUCUUGCGAGGCAUUCAUCUUGCGAGGUACCACUGUACAUAUCCCAACUAUUCCCCCCACCGUUAACCUCUCUUCACCCACCUCCACACCAAUAGUCCAAGGUUCUGCUACCUAUCUUUGGGCCCUUGUCAUCAAGCAGGCACCACUCCUACCCUCUCCCUUGACUCUUGCACCCAGCCCAGCCGUACCCUUUUACUAAUAGAGAAAUGAGAUUAAACGUGGGUUUUCAUAACUUACAGGAAUUCCUGAAUAUGAUUGGACCAACUCAAGGCCAGAUGACAGUGACACGGCUUGUGCGGGUAUUAGGAGAAGGCAAACGUUUGCCAUGUCCUAAAAAUUGCCCACCAGAGGUAAGGCAUUAAGAAUUAUUAUGCAUUGUCUUGUGUUGAGCAAAUUCCCAUCAGCUUGAUGUUUAUGAGCUUUCACAGGAAAAAGCUCUUUUAAUCACAAUUUGUAUAUGUAGACACAAACUUAAUGUCUGAAUCUUUCGAUGUGUAAGCCAUAACGUACCCUUUUCAUUUACUAGGUUAACCAACUGAUGGGGAAGUGUUGGGUUCAAGACCCAGGUGAGCGGACAAGCUUUCACAAUCUGAUUCAAGGAUUUGAAGCACUUAUCCAAAAAAUGUAAUCCAUGCAUUUUAUACUUGCCACUUAAAUGUUUUGAAAAGUGUACAAGGCCUUUUUAUUACCUAGUGUAAUUUUGUACUUUGGUAAUGUUGUGUCUGAAAAGGGUUUUUCUGUUUGAGUAGCCAACACGUGAGUCCGAUAAGCAGCAGAGAACAUUGCUGAACAUUUUGCCAGUUUAUAUAUCUGUGCCAACAGGGUCUACCUGUAGGAUCUCAGCUGCUGGGCCAAGUACUUUAAGUGAUAGGUGCCUAUACAAAGUUUGAAUCAUGUUGUAUUAGAGAGCAAAAGAUGAUUUCCAAACAGUGUAGUGGCUGUCAUUACAGUACAAAAUGUUAAUCAUGGCAGAUAAAUAGAAAUGUUAUUGACAGCAUUCAAAAAUGAAUAUUAAGGAGGUGUGCUAGAUAACUUUGGUUGGAAUCCAACACCAGUUUUGUCCUACACACAAAGGGACUUUGGAUCUGUGCCACACAUCCCAAGCUACUUUUUGAGCUUGCAUCAACUCGCAAAAGCGGUUUGUGUUCAGCAAACCUGAAGUAACUCCUGUCAUCGCAGCAUUGUUUCUCCCUCUUGAUAUAUAUUUGUAGCAUUUGCUUUUAGUAUAUUCAUUAAAAUCCAGACACCAUUGGCACCUUGUCCUGGAGCAUUCUGAUCUAGUCCAAAAUUUCUACAUCACAGAAGUCAGUCCUUCUCAUAAUCUUAGGGGUGCAAAAAUAAUGUCAGGGGAAAGACCACUGAAGCAUGACAACAUUUGGGGUUUUUAUUGGGUAACAGAUUGCAAGUGACAAUUAAGCAGAAUAGUGAGUUUUGAAGACAUUUCUCCAGCAAGGCUGAAUGGUGCAUGGAUUUUAAUGCACACUCUGUAAAUGAAGAUAUUACAAGAGAUAACAUAUGCGAACCUGGAGUAGGGGGGUGGAUGUACAUUAUUCCUGCAUUGUGCACUUGCUAUAAAAGAAGUAGGAUUCAGUAUGUUCUGCAAUGAAGAGAGAGUCAUGUACAAGCUCUGGGGCCAGAAUGCAUGCAUUGCCUUACUCUGUGAAUUUGCUUGUCUUAACAGAUGGAAGACUAAUUUGGAGGCUAGUCUUUUUCCUAAAGUCAGAUAUUGCUUUUCAGGAAUUAUUCAGAAUUUGCAAUAAUGUAAUGUGUAACAAAUUAGAAAUGCUAUCAAGUAAAGAACCCUCUUGCAAAUCCUGCCUGUUUCCCCCCACUGUACUCUGUAUGCACUUUGUUAUUCUUUAUAAAAAAUAAAGAUUUUAUCAAUUAAUAUUAACGCAUUGCCUUCAUUCGUAGCUGAGACAACAUUU
This is a messenger RNA of Podarcis lilfordi (Lilford's wall lizard), 34243 nucleotides long. The record is from the annotation of a GenBank genome assembly. NCBI's taxonomy places the organism in Eukaryota, Metazoa, Chordata, Lepidosauria, Squamata, Lacertidae.